CGCGCACUCUUGGCAAAGUUUCAGUGCGACCGGAGGCGCGGGGCGCUGCGCGGCCGCGCCGAGACGGGGCCCCAGCCGCCUGCGCGCCCGGCCCGGCCCGGCCCUGCCGCCCGCCCAGCAUGGAGGCGCCCGCCGGCGCGCGGACCCCGCACCCGCACGAGCCCAUCCGCUUCGGCAUCGACCAGAUCCUCAACGGCCCGGACCAGGACGGCGCGCCCGCCCCGCGGGGCCCCGACGGCGCCGGCUACCUGGGGCCGCCCCCCGGGGGCCGCGCGGGCGCCGCGUACCCGGCCCUGCCCGCCUCCUUCGCCGGCCUCGCCGCGCCCUUCGAGGACGCGGGCUCCUACGGCGUCAACCUGAGCCUGGCGCCCGCCGGGGUCAUCCGGGUGCCGGCGCACAGGCCGCUGCCGGGGGCCGUGCCGCCGCCGCUGCCCAGCGCGCUGCCCGCCCUGCCCGCCGUGCCCGCCGUCUCCAGCCUGGGCGGCCUCAACUUCCCCUGGAUGGAGAGCAGCCGCCGCUUCGUCAAGGACCGCUUCACAGCGGCCGCCGCGCUCACGCCCUUCACGGUGACCCGGCGCAUCGGCCACCCCUACCAGAACCGGACGCCGCCCAAGCGCAAGAAGCCGCGCACGUCCUUCUCCCGCGUGCAGAUCUGCGAGCUGGAGAAGCGCUUCCACCGCCAGAAGUACCUGGCCUCGGCCGAGAGGGCGGCGCUCGCCAAGUCGCUCAAGAUGACGGACGCGCAGGUCAAGACCUGGUUCCAAAACCGGAGGACCAAGUGGCGGCGGCAGACGGCGGAGGAGCGCGAGGCCGAGCGGCAGCAGGCCAGCCGGCUCAUGCUGCAGCUGCAGCACGACGCCUUCCAGAAGAGCCUGGGCGACGCCAUGCAGCCCGACCCGCUCUGCCUGCACAACUCCUCGCUCUUCGCGCUGCAGAACCUGCAGCCGUGGGAGGAGGACGGCGCCAAGGUCCCCGCGGUGCCCUCGCUGGUGUGAGCCGC
Molecule: messenger RNA, 1000 nt
Organism: Dipodomys spectabilis (banner-tailed kangaroo rat)
Lineage: Eukaryota; Metazoa; Chordata; Mammalia; Rodentia; Heteromyidae
Gene: Tlx3
Product: T cell leukemia homeobox 3
Exons: 3
Coding region: 120-995 (291 amino acids)
Biological process (GO): animal organ development; regulation of transcription by RNA polymerase II
Cellular component (GO): nucleus
Molecular function (GO): DNA-binding transcription factor activity, RNA polymerase II-specific; RNA polymerase II cis-regulatory region sequence-specific DNA binding
Source: RefSeq, a predicted model, not a curated record